UAGAGUCAGAUUGGAAACAAAAACAAGCUUGUGUUGUUCUUGCCUCCUUGAAGAAAAAAAGAAGAAAAGAGUUUAGCUUUUAAACCCAAAACCUCGUAUACAAGAAUCAAAGUAAACACAAAAAGAAAGAUCUCAUUCAAAUGGAUCAAUCGCAGCAGCAGCGCACAAUCACUGCUCCUUCAUCAUCUAGAUCGUACCAGUUUCAUCCCGCGCGUGCCAAGAUCAUCGACCUCUUCAAUCUCUACUUAGGGAGAGGAAGCCGGCAAAAGCCUGAUGAGCCUGUUCGAGAUCCUCCGAACAAGUCUCAGAAGCGUGUUCAUGCUCCAAGUAGAGACUUACCACCUGGAAACGAGCACUUCAUUGUGGACUUCCAGCAGCUUCAAACCCAAUUCAAUGACCCUGAUCAGUUAAGAGCAAUCACAGAGUCGGUUUUGGUAACUAUGGUGUUACAGUGUAGCAACCAUGCACCUAGAGCUGAGUUUCUUCUCUUUGCCUUGCGUGCAUUGUUCAGAAUUGGUUACGUUAACUGGGAUACCUUCUUACCAUCCCUUCUCUCCUCGGUCUCCGCUGCUGAGGCCUCACUAAACCAAGCAGCAACGGCUGCUUCUUCUGCUACUACUUCUUCACAGUCUUUAGUUCCUGUGGGUAUUGGUUCUCCAGGACCUUCCGGUAAUGAACAAGCUCCUGUAACUCCUUUGGCGAAAGAUACUGCUGUGAGAAGUAGUCAACGCGUAAGAGCUGCAGCUGUAAACAGUCUGCGUCAGAUCAGUUGCAAGAUUAUCUUGAUCGGCAUUGAGUUUAAUCUCAAACCCAUCACUCAUGCCGACAUCUUUCAGUACUUGAUGAACUGGCUUGUGAACUGGGACAUGAGAGAGAUGGGAGCUGAGAAGAGUUUGGCUGAAUGGUUAAGGAGCUGUUUGGAAGUGAUUUGGCUGUUGGUGGAAGAGGGUAAAUCUCGGAUCCCGUUUUAUGAGUUACUGCGCAGUGGUUUGCAGUUUAUAGAGAACAUACCUGAUGAUGAAGGGUUGUUCACUCUUGUCAUGGAGAUACACCGGAGGCGAGAUGCUAUGGCUAUGCACAUGCUCAUGUUGGACCAACAUCUCCACUGUCCAACGUUUGGUACCCAUCGGAUCUCGUCUCAGACACCUGCCAAUGUUUCGGUUGAAGCUGUGGCUCACCUUCGCUACUCGCCUAUUACUUAUCCAAGUGUACUUGGGGAACCUUUAUGUGGAGAGGAUCUGGCAAUGUCUAUUCCACAAGGAAGCCUGGACUGGGAGAGAGCAGUGCGUUGCAUUAGGCAUGCUAUUCGAACUACGCCUUCGCCGGACUGGUGGAAGCGUGUUCUUGUUGUGGCUCCCUGUUAUAGACCUUCUUCACAAGCAGGGCCUAUCCCUGGUGCUGUUUUCACUUCUGACAUGAUUUGUGAGGCAAUCAUUGACAGGAUUGUUGAGCUUCUUAAGCUGACCAACUCAGAUGCAAAUUGCUGGCAAGAGUGGCUUGUUUUCUCAGAUAUAUUCUUCUUCCUAAUCAAAAGUGGAUGUACUGAUUUUGUUGAUUUUAUUGACAAGUUGGUGUUACGCCUUAACGGUGAUGAUAACCAUAUUCUUCGAACGAAUCAUGUGACGUGGUUGCUUGCACAAAUAAUACGCGUGGAGCUUGUGAUGACUGCUUUGAACUCCGAUCUUAAAAAGGUGGAGACUACCAGGAAGAUCUUAUCAUUUCAUAGGGAAGAUAGAACCGAUCCUAAUAACCCUCAAAGCGUGUUGCUUGACUUCGUAAGCAGUUGUCAGAACCUACGGAUUUGGUCACUAAGCGCAACAACUAGGGCUUACCUAAACAAUGACCAGCUCUUGAAGGGAAAACAGAUUGAUGAGUGGUGGAGAAGCAAAGGAGAGCGGAUGAUGGAUUAUAUGAAUUUGGAUGAUAGGUCCAUUGGCAUGUUUUGGGUUGUUUCCUACACCAUGGCACAACCGGCGUGUGAAACAGUUAUAAACUGGCUGUCUUCUUCCGGCAUGGCUGAGUUACCAGGGUUGCAACCAAACGAAAGAGUAAUGAUGAUGCAGGAAGUGACCCCAUUACCAAUGUCACUGUUAUCUGGCUUUUCAAUGAACUUGUGCUUGAAAUUAGCCCUUCAGAUGGAAGAAGCUUUGUUUGUUAGCCAGGUUGUUCCUAGCAUUGCAAUGGUUGAGACAUACACAAGGUUGCUCCUCAUUUCUCCUCACUCUAUGUUCCGUUCACAUUUCAGUCAAUUGGCCCAGAGAAGUGCUUCUCUGCUAAGCAAGCCAGGGGUGACUUUACUUGUUCUUGAGAUUCUGAACUAUCGUUUGCUUCCUCUAUACAGAUACCAAGGAAAAAGCAAAACCUUAAUGUAUGAUGUUACUAAAAUAAUCUCUGCACUGAAAGCAAAACGUGGCGACCACCGUAUAUUCAGACUAGCCGAAAACUUGUGCAUGAAUCUCAUUUUAUCACUCAGAGACUUCUUCUCUGUUAAACGGGAAGGAAAAGGGCCAACGGAAUUCACCGAGACAUUGAACCGCAUAACAAUCAUGACUCUUGCCAUCACAAUCAAAACACGUGGAAUCGCAGAUGCUGAUCACUUGGUUUAUCUGCAAACCAUGUUGGAACAGAUACUCGCGACGAGUCAGCAUACAUGGUCAGAGAAGACGCUGCGGCAUUUCCCGUCUCUUCUCCGUGAGGCUUUGAUGGGACGGGUAGACAAGAGGGGGCUAUCAAUCCAGGCUUGGCAACAGGCUGAGACAACUGUGAUAAACCAGUGCACUCAGCUUCUUUCACCGUCUGCUGAACCUGCUUACGUUAUGACGUACCUCAGUCACAGUUUUCCUCAGCACCGUCAGUAUCUAUGCGCUGGUGCUUGUAUGCUGAUGCAAGGCCACCCUGAUAACGUCAACAGCGCUAAUCUGGCAAGGGUGCUGAGAGAGGUUUCACCUGAAGAAGUCACUGCUAACAUAUACACUUUGGUAGAUGUUUUGCUUCACAAAGUUCAUGUAGACCUUCAGCGAGGACACAAUAUAAAGGAGAUUCUAGAUAAGCAUGAUGCAAAUCUUGCGUUUUUCUUCUGGACACAUGAAAUGCUUCCACUCGACAUUUUUAUUCUGGCGCUCAUUGACCGUGAUGAUGAUCCCCACGCCUUGAUAAUUGCUAAAAUUCUACUUGAGAGACCGGAGCUUAUGCAGAGGAUUAACAUGUACUGCGCAAACCGUGGGCCUCCUGAACACUGGCUUUUCACACAGGUAUUCAAACGCAAUGAACUCCAGAAGGCUCUUGGUAACCAUCUUUCUUGGAAAGACAGGUAUCCAACGUUCUUUGAUGAUAUUGCGGCGCGUUUGCUUCCAGUUAUACCUCUAGUGGUGUACAGGCUAAUCGAGAACAAUGCCAUGGAUACAGCUGAUAAAAUUCUGACUGCCUACUCUCAUUUCCUGGCUUAUCAUCCUCUCAGAUUCACGUUUGUCCGCGACAUCCUCGCCUAUUUCUACGGUCAUCUUCCCGGUCAACUUGUUGUGAAGAUUCUCAGAGUCCUUGGUCUCAGCAAGAUUCCAUUCUCUGAAUCAUUCCCUCAGUACAUCAGCAACCCAAGUUCCCCUACAUGCCCUCCUCUUGAUUACUUCGCCACUCUUUUGUUGAAUCUCGUAAACAACGUCAUACCUCCACUUAGCAGCAGCAACUGUAGCUCAAGGUCUGGCUCAAUGGCGGACAUGUUAAACACCUCAGCGAGACCUCUUCAUGGGAAAACUCCAGGAGCAUCUCAGCCCGGACCAGCAAACGCCUCUGAGGGACAGAAAGCUUUCUAUCAGAUCCAAGACCCUGGAACUUACACUCAACUGGUUCUCGAAACGGCUGUGAUCGAGAUCCUCUCUCUUCCUGUCUCAGCUUCUCAGAUUGUCUCCUCUCUUGUCCAGAUAAUCGUCAACAUACAGUCCACGCUUAUUCAAUCCGGCAACGGCUUCCACGGCGCUGCAAACGGAGUGGGGCAAGGCUCGGUACUGCCUACGUCUCCCUCGGGAGGGAGCACUGACUCCAUGAGCGCAAGCCGGUCUACUUGUAUGAACACAGCGAGCUUUGUCUCUAGAAGCGGUUACACAUGUCAACAGCUGUCGUGUCUGUUGAUUCAAGCUUGCGGGCUUCUGCUUGCUCAGCUCCCUCCAGAUUUUCACACGCAGCUUUACAUGGAGGCUUCACGUGUGGUAAGGGAAACGUGGUGGCUUACUGACGGGAAGAGAUCACAAGGUGAGCUAGACUCGGCUGUUGGAUAUGCUCUGAUGGAUCCUACAUGGGCUGCUCAGGACAACACCUCAACCGCCAUUGGGAAUAUAGUGGCCUUGCUUCACGCUUUCUUCAGCAAUCUCCCACAAGAAUGGCUUGAUGGCACGCAUCUCAUCAUCAAGAACCUCCGGCCUGUGACAUCUGUUGCAAUGCUUAGAGUCGUAUUCCGUAUUAUGGGACCACUUCUUCCCAGGCUUGCUAACACCCAUGCGCUCUUUAACAAGACGCUAGCCCUUCUCUUGAGCACAAUGGUAGAUGUUUUCGGAAAAAACUCGCAGACACAGGUCCCUGUUGAAGCAUCCCAGAUUGCAGAUCUUAUCGAUUUCCUACACCAUGUUGUUCACUACGAGGGACAAGGAGGAGCAGUUCAAAGUAGCAGCAAGCCGAGACCAGACAUAUUGGCUUUAAUCGGAAGAGCAGCAGAUUCUCUCCGACCUGAUGUACAACACCUUCUCUCUCACCUCAGAACCGAUCCCAAUUCGUCUAUAUAUGCUGCUGCUCUUCAGAAUACCGCAAAGACCAACACCUCUUAGAAAGAAACUCAUAUGUAAUAUGUUGUGUCCAUGGGUGGAGGCAAAGUUGUAGCGAUAGAAAGGAGCACAUAAACUGAUUCUCAUCUACAACUUGUUCUGGUAAGUUUGGUCCGUGGUUACAACUAAUUUUAUGUGUAUUGUAUAUAUGUAUUAUCAGUGAUAACGUUUUGUCUCUAUUUAAUUACUUCCACUACUAGAGACCAAAGAAUAGCUUGUCUUCAUGGAGACUAGUCUGAUUGUCUAAAUAUGAAUAUGCAUGUCAUAAAUAUAUUUUCUAUUGGUAUUAAAUGUUAAAUCGGAAUAUUACACAUGUUUA
Molecule: messenger RNA, 5130 nt
Organism: Raphanus sativus (radish)
Lineage: Eukaryota; Viridiplantae; Streptophyta; Magnoliopsida; Brassicales; Brassicaceae
Product: mediator of RNA polymerase II transcription subunit 23
Exons: 19
Coding region: 141-4814 (1557 amino acids)
Biological process (GO): positive regulation of gene expression; regulation of transcription by RNA polymerase II
Cellular component (GO): transcription regulator complex; mediator complex
Source: RefSeq, a predicted model, not a curated record